Rhinolophus ferrumequinum (greater horseshoe bat) is the source of this 6706-nucleotide messenger RNA. RefSeq names its product G protein-coupled receptor 107 (gene GPR107). Gene Ontology annotation, biological process: clathrin-dependent endocytosis. The coding region runs from base 41 to 1708 and encodes 555 amino acids. The transcript has 18 exons. Gene Ontology annotation, molecular function: clathrin heavy chain binding. The record is from RefSeq and is a predicted model, not a curated record. Gene Ontology annotation, cellular component: membrane; clathrin-coated vesicle; Golgi apparatus. NCBI's taxonomy places the organism in Eukaryota, Metazoa, Chordata, Mammalia, Chiroptera, Rhinolophidae.
GUGGGCGGUAGAGGAAGCAGCUGGUGAUGCUGGAACGAACAUGGCUGCCCCGGCGCCCGUCUGCCCCUCGGGCCCCAGCUGUCCUCGGCUGGUCGCGGGCCUCCGGCUGCUUCCACUGCUGGGGCUGCUGCAGCUGCUGGCCGAGCCCGGCCUGGGCCGCGUCCACCACCUGGCGCUCAAGGACGACGUGAGACAUAAGGUUCACCUGAACACCUUUGGAUUCUUCAAGGACGGGUACAUGGUGGUUAACGUCAGCAGACUUUCAGUGAAGGAUCCUGAAGGAGCCACACACAGGGACUCCACUAUUGGAUUCAGCCUAGACCGUACAAAGAAUGAUGGAUUUUCUUCUUAUCUGGAUGAAGAUGUGCAUUACUGCAUUCUAAGGCAACAGUUUGUCUCUGUCACCCUUCUAAUCCUAGACGUCUCCAGAAGUGAGGUGAAAAUAAGAUCUCCUCCAGAAGUUGGUACCCAGUUACCGGAGGUCAUCUUCAAGGAUGAGAAAGCCCUUGGUCAGGGCCCGGGGGCUGAGGGUGGCCCUGUUUCGGCAGGCAGCCAGACGGAGAAAAAACAAGAGACUGGGAAGUCUAAAAGAAGUACAGUGGACUCAAAGGCAAUGGAAGAGAAAUCCUUCUCCAUUCAUAAUAAAAAUGGGACAGUUUCCUUUCAGUUUUUCUUUAACAUCAGCACCGAUGACCAAGAAGGCCUCUACAGUCUUUAUUUUCAUAAAUGUCUUGGAAAUAAAAUGUGGUCUAAUGACAAGUUUUCCUUCAACCUUGAUAUUGAUAUCACAGAGAAGAAUCCGGACAGCUACCUCUCUGCAGGAGAAAUCCCUCUCCCUAAAUUAUACAUUUCCAUGGCCUUUUUCUUUUUCCUUUCUGGGACCGUUUGGAUUCACAUCCUUCGAAAACGACGGAAUGAUGUAUUUAAAAUUCACUGGCUGAUGGCGGCCCUUCCUUUCACCAAGUCUCUUUCUUUGGUGUUCCAUGCAAUCGACUACCACUACAUCUCCUCCCAGGGCUUUCCGAUCGAAGGUUGGGCUGUUGUGUACUACAUCACUCACCUUUUGAAAGGGGCCCUCCUGUUCAUCACCAUCGCGCUCAUUGGCACUGGCUGGGCUUUCAUUAAGCACAUCCUUUCCGAUAAAGACAAGAAGAUCUUCAUGAUUGUCAUCCCACUCCAGGUCCUGGCAAACGUGGCUUACAUCAUCAUAGAGUCCACCGAGGAGGGGACGACUGAGUACGGCUUGUGGAAGGAUUCUCUGUUUCUGGUUGACCUGCUGUGCUGUGGAGCCAUCCUGUUCCCCGUGGUGUGGUCGAUCAGGCAUUUACAAGAAGCAUCAGCAACAGAUGGAAAAGCUGCUAUUAAUUUAGCGAAGCUGAAACUUUUCAGACAUUAUUACGUCUUGAUCGUAUGUUACAUAUACUUCACCAGGAUCAUCGCAUUUCUCCUCAAAUUUGCUGUUCCGUUCCAGUGGAAAUGGCUGUACCAGCUCCUGGAUGAAAUGGCCACGCUGGUGUUCUUUGUCCUCACGGGGUACAAGUUCCGCCCAGCGUCAGAUAACCCCUACCUGCAGCUUUCUCAGGAAGAGGACGACUUGGAAAUGGAAUCUGUCGUGACGACAUCAGGGGUGAUGGAGAAUAUGAAGAAAGUGAAGAAGGUGACCAACGGCUCGGUGGAGCCCCAGGGCGAGUGGGAAGGCACCGCAUGAUGGAGCACCGCUGAGGCUGCACCAUCCGAGAAAACGUUUCAGUGCUUAAAGUCCUGAGGGUGAGCAAGAGCGGUCGGUACCGCCCGACAGUGCCACCACGGAGCACGUGACUGGGAGUGAAGUGCCGCGGACACCUGCUUUUUUUUCACUCUCUUUUAUGGAAACUGGACCUGUGGCUGGUCAUAGGCAGCUGGCAUUCUCCUUCAGGCGGCAAUGGUGGGGAGGGGGCGUCGCAAGGAGCAGGGGAAAAGGAAGGCUUGGUUUUAGUUCACAUAUAUAUUUUUUUAAUUGGGAAAAUCUCAGCGUAUACGCAGCGUGACCCGAGGGUGUAGCUACAUCAGUAGGAGUGUCGGCAGAUGGGGGAGGGCGGGCGGACGUGUGUGUCAGAUGCCAGUCACAGGGGCAUCUGUGUUUGACUUACAGAGAAGGAAAGGGGGGUGGUAUCGCUGCAUCUUUGGGGGACAAAAACUAGUGCAAUUCGGUUAGUUUAGAAAGCAAAGUCAAAGCCUACGUCAGUCUGUGGAGCCUGCCCCAGGAUUCCCGGCCCUGAGUGUUACCCCAGGAACCAACAGCUCUAGGACCCCUGUCGUUUCUCCAAGAGCUUUGUCACCUGAGGGCUGUAACGUCACUGUCAGAGUCCUGGCCCUGGGACACAGCACAGGUGGUAGGAAAGGGUUUUCUCGAUCGAAGGGUAUUCUGUGUUGCCUGAUGGAUGGACAGAAAUGUGUUUUUCAGAUCAAAAAGCCUUCUGUAGGAUUUCCCUGAAUAUCUGGCUCCCUGUCUCCCCAGGCCAGCACGGUUUUGUUUUCCUCUCUUCUCGUGUCUUCUGUCUACUUUGUGUGAUCAGAAUAUGGGGGGACUUGGGAAGGAAUGUUCCUUAAGGAGCAGCGGGGGUCAGGAAAGGUAGGGUCGAAGCAAACACUUAAGUACAAGCAGAUCAUCCUCAUCAAACAGCCCUUGCUGUAAGCCAGAUAGGAUUUCUAAGCAGGAAUUAAACAGACCUUGUCCCUAUAUUCCAGGAGUGUGUGUGUGGAGAAAAGAAGCGUGAUUGUACAGUUUUCCUCUCAGGGGUUGGGGGUGGUGGAGUCUUUCACAGAAACUCAGUGACGUUGCCUUGCAAACUUUCCGAGCUUGGGGGUGAACACGAGAGCUGCCUAAAGUGAACAGGAUUGCAAGUGUGUAUUUUGAAUCAUGGAACUAAGCUCAGAAGGUCCGUUGUGACUGAGGGCAGAGAGGGCUUCGUGGUGAUUCCCACUGUGGUUCUGGUCGCCUGGGCCUAGCCAGGAGACCGAAAUGUGGCUGCAUCAGGAAAGUUUCCUCAUGCUUGGAGCGCCAGCUGGUUGGUAGCUUCCAGUGCCCGGGUGUGUCAGGGGUCUCCUGGGGGGGGGACAGUUUCAGUCUCUGGUGGUGGUUUUCUUACCUCCGCCUGGGAAGGGUCAGCCAGAAACCACAAGAUCUGGGGGCGGCGCUUAAUAUCCUGGCUUUGGAAACCUGAAGUCUUUACUCAGAAACGGUUGUUUUCCCUCUCCUGUGCCGUUUUCACUUCCUCAGUGCCCCGUGAAGAAGCGAGCGUUCUCUUGAUGCACUUUUCUUAGCCCUGUGUGGUGCCCAGCCCGCCUUCCACAGGCCUGGUCCUGGCUUCGCGAGGGGUAGGAGCAGGAAUGUUCCUAGCCGCUGCCGCCACUGCCGCCUCCGUGGGCAUUUUAGGGACGGGUCCCCAUGUCUUCCGUCUCCAGGAGCAGGGAAAUCCAUGCGAAGUGCUCAUUUAAGGGACCUUUUUCUUUUUCUUGCCUUUUUUUUUUUUUUUUUUUUUUAACUUGGAGACGGGAAGGAAGUUUCAGGAAGGAUGGACAUGUUUUUAAGACUUUGUUUUCCUACAUAUAAACACUCCCAGCUUCAGAAAUGUGUCCUUUCCUGCUGUGGUCAAAUCCCCGUCAGGGCACUUCCGUCAGGGGGACACUUGGGCUGUUUGGCCUGCAAGUGGACAUUCUUGACGUGGCCGUAGACUUUUUAGCAAGAACUAAACGAAGCCUGAUGAGACAUCCUGUGUGUACGGGAAGCAAGGAAACGAGUGAGUGAAGGCGUGAGGGAGGACACGGACACGCGUGGGCUGGCACCGCACUCCCACACAACCACUCCCCCCAGCCGGGCGCUAGCCGUCUCUCAGGGUGUGGGCCGGAGCACUGGGCUUCUCUGUGGGAUGGGGCGUCUUUAAAUCCCGUGCCUCCAGACUCUCUCAGAGCGGCCAAGGGGCCGCACCUUUACAGGGCCGACCCUUCUGGAACAGGAAGGUCCAGGAGAGGUGUGGUGGUUUAGAAAUGAAGGUCGGCCAGGCCCUCCUAGCAAGCAGCUCGUCUGCCCACAUCCUGCAUGGUGGCUGGCACAGGGUCUGAAACCAGGCCGGUGAUUCAGGAAAAGCAAAACCCCAGCCCGGGAUGGGGAAGACAGGUGGUAGUUCAGGUUUUGACAACAUUAUUCGAGCUCUGUACCCUGUACUGUAGAAUUGUCUUCUCUUCCUCUGUCACGUCUUAGCCGUGACCAGCAUUCAGGUGCACUCUUGAGUCAGGACGACUGACCCGAGGCCAGAGUCCUGAAGGGUCACCAGCCCACAGCCCCCUUCCUGCAGCCCGGUUUCCACAGGCCCCUGGGCCCAGUGUGAUGCGGUGUUCAAAGGUGAAGCCCUUCCCGGAUCUCGGGGAUCCACAGGAAGCAUGGGGCACAUCUUAGAGCCAUGGAGCCACCGUGGUAUUUAUAGCCUUGCUUCAUGCUGCUCCCUGUUUCUGCCUCCGCAAAAUACCCUGCUUCCUCGGAGAAGUCUGCGUGCAGUGGGAGGGCUGCUGGCGUGAAACUUCAGGAAGGGGAGGGUCGCUUCCCUUUAAUAGUCUGUGUGUGUUGUAGAAAAUCAGUUCUUGGACCACAAGAACAAUCGUUGAUCUCUUAAUCCUGGCUCUUAACAGUGGCCGAAGAUUCCAUCAGCCUAGUCCUUGGUCCCUGGAUGCUUUAAAAUUCCAGUAGCAAUGCAUUUCAUGCUGCUGAAUGUGACUGGUGAAUUGGUGGCCCGUUCUGCCGGAAGGAGAAGCUCGCUCUGGUGUACAAGGUGGUUUCUCAGAUCAUAGCCCGAGUCAUCUCAGUUUUCUUUCAAGAAACCACUUGAGAGUAAAAUUUCCAGGCGUUCGCCCCAGGCGUGUCCAGCCGGCCAAAGAAGCACUCCGUCUCCUCACAGGUCCACUUCGUGUGACUGUCAUGGCAGCAUUUCCAUCUCGCGUUACGAUCUCAUCAGGCUCUCUGCUCUCUGUUCCACAACCUGCCCUCCCCUCUCUCUUUUCCUCCCCUUCCCCCCUCCUUUGAGCCCACAUGUCUUGAUCCCACAUAGGCUCAGUCUUGGGAAUACAGGCUGCAGGCUUUGGUGCAUUGCAGCAUUUUCUCCCAGCAGCUAUGUGAAGGGUGUCUUUUCUGAGCUAAGGGGAAUUUUAUCAAGAGAGUGCCUACUAAUGCCGUGUAGUGUUGCCUUGGACCGUGUGUGAUGUCCAUCCCUGCACUAAAAUGUAUGUCUUGUUUCAGUACUUAAGGGUGUACUACAAGGAGCCGGUCCUUACGGACCAAGGAAGUGUAAAAGAUGCCUGUUUUCACUGCAGGCGUCGUUCUGGUCAUCUCCCCCACCCUGAGGAAGGCCUGAGAACAUCAGACAGUCUGAUGAGGUGGUUGGCCCUGUUCCAUACACCCGGCAGAGCAGGAGAAACGUUCACGCUUCCUGCUGCCAACCUGCUGAUUUUCAAAGUCGGCAGCAAAUCGCAGCCCACCUCCGCCAUGGCACACGCCACGCCUCACUCAGCCUUAGCUUUCCUCUGACCCACCCCUUGCCUUCUAACAGGUUCAGAUACGUAGAGCCCGUUAGGAUUCACUAAAUUAAUGGCUUCCCCACUGAAGAAGUUAGGCUCUGACUCGGUACCACUUGGUGUAUCAGAAAGGUGUUCAUCUGGAACCCACCAAAUGUUCUCCAACAUCUGCUCUUUACUCGGCUUUCUCUAGGGUGUUUUCGGCAGGAAGUCUUUAAAACAGACCCACCUGAAUGGAUGCUAAUAGUUGUCACCACCUGGAAUGUAGUUUUGGGUUUUUUUUGUGUUUUUUUUUAAGGAGGGCGAAGCGCAGAGCUGCCCAUGUGGGGAUCAAACCGGCAACCGUGGUGUUGUUAGCAUCACGCUCUAACCAACUGAGCUAACUGGCGACCUGAUCACACUCCGGAUUCCCCAGGGGCCUUUGUAGCCUGGCAGUGCAUCUGUGCGCUCUCUGCGUGGUUGAUGCUUGGGAAGUAGAUAAUGUUUUUCAGUGGCUCACUGCUAGCGCGUGGGACAUGCAUGUCCCCUGAGAUGCUGUGUGAAGAAAGCACACAGAGGGAGAGGGACGAGGAGGUGGCGGAACCAGGAUUUGGUCCUCUUGCACCAGGGACCUGUUGGGAUCGUGGCGGCAGGAAGUCUGCAGCCCAGCCAUUUGGGAAGGAGGCAAUCUGGAAAGUCAGUAAAUGUCAACGCAAAACAGAAGGGCCCACUCACUCCUAAGACGGGCAGCUUCCUGAGAGGCAAGGGGUGAGGUUUUGUAGUGGGCAGCCACAGUGGGGGCAGGGGCAGCCGCCUUCUUAGCACGUAAGAUACUUAUUAACAAAAGGAUCCAAAAGCGCUGGCCACACAAGGGGGUUUCUCGAUGCCUGGCAGUAAAUGCAGAUCGUCAGUUGGAUUUGCUUAGUCACGUGGCCUCAGAAGACAGCAGACACGUCUAAUCCAGAAAUAAGUUUCAUUUGGGGGAGAAGAUGUCUGUAAAUAUCAUUUGCUUUCCAGGUUAGGUUGGAAUGCAGGAGUGUUCAGUAUUUUUUUUUAACACUAAUGAUCACUGAAGAGUAUUUAUGUAAACAUGUACCAGGUGGGGGUUCCGAUCAGGGUGAUGGGUGGGAUGGGUUCUCUUGCUGUGAUGCAAACAUGUAAAAUAAAGAUUCUAUGAAGAAAA